Molecule: messenger RNA, 1264 nt
Organism: Cynoglossus semilaevis (tongue sole)
Lineage: Eukaryota; Metazoa; Chordata; Actinopteri; Pleuronectiformes; Cynoglossidae
Gene: sgf29
Product: SAGA complex associated factor 29
Exons: 10
Coding region: 265-1137 (290 amino acids)
Cellular component (GO): SAGA complex
Source: RefSeq, a predicted model, not a curated record
CUAAAAUGGCGUCACGGAAAUAGCAUUAGGGUGGUGAGAGCUCACGUCACAAACAAAAAUAUAUUUUUUUACUUUACAAAAACUAAAUUUCAUGUUUGGAAUUUUCAGGGUUUUUUUUUUAAAAACCUGCAGACUCUCUCCUCUCCAACUGAGGGCGCUCUCGAAACACAGUGAAACCCAACAUGAUCGAAGAAGUAAUUGGCCGCACUGUUUGCUCACUGUUAGCUCGGUUGCUACGUAAAUAAACUGAAGCAGGUUUUGACGAUGUCGGCCGACACUAAGAUCGCUGAGCUGUUGACUGAGCUCCAUCAGCUAAUCAAACAGACGCAGGAGGAAAGGUCUCGCAGUGAACACAAUCUACUCAACAUCCAGAAAACCCACGAGAGGAUGCAGACGGAGAAUAAAACUUCUCCAUAUUAUCGAACCAAACUGCGAGGAUUGUACACCACGGCUAAGGCAGAUGCUGAGGCUGAGUGCAGCAUCCUUCGUCACGCCCUGGACAAAAUCGCAGAAAUCAAGUCACUGUUGGAGGAAAGGAGAAUUGCUGCUAAGAUGGCAGGAGUGUACAGUGACGGCGACCCUCCAAGGAAGACGAUGAGGCGCGGUGUCCUGAUGACGCUCCUGCAGCAGUCGGCCAUGACACUCCCACUGUGGAUCGGAAAACCGGGAGAGAGCCCUCCUCCAUUGUGUGGCGCCACUCCUGCCAGCAGUGACUACGUGGCCAAACAGGGAGACAAAGUGGCGGCAAGAGUCAAAACUACAGACGGGGAUGAGCAGUGGAUCCUGGCCGAGGUGGUCAGCUACAACCACGGCACCAACAAAUAUGAAGUGGACGACAUUGACGAAGAGGGAAAAGAGAGACACACUCUGAGUCGGCGGCGGAUCAUCCCACUGCCUCAGUGGAAAGCCAACUCAGAGACGGACCCUGAAGCUCUGUUUAGCAAAGACCAACUGGUUCUGGCGCUUUACCCACAAACCACCUGUUUCUACCGGGCCCUUAUCCACACGCCGCCACACAGGCCGCAGGACGACUACUCGGUGCUGUUCGAGGACACGUCUUACGCUGACGGUUACUCACCGCCUCUGAACGUGGCUCAGCGCUACGUUGUCGCUUGUAAAGAGAACAAAAAGAAAUGAAGAGAAGGCUGUGCUGUGUGCGCCCCCCGUGGCUGGCAGAAGGACAGCAGCUUUAAUACAGUUGUAAAUGUUGAAGUGAUUUCUUUUUUUACAUGUCAAUCAUUGUUCAGUAAAAGUUUCUUCUGGA